Calliphora vicina (urban bluebottle blowfly) is the source of this 1695-nucleotide messenger RNA. It is a transcript of the gene Alp6, whose product is annotated as Alkaline phosphatase 6. Gene Ontology annotation, molecular function: alkaline phosphatase activity. The coding region runs from base 70 to 1617 and encodes 515 amino acids. NCBI's taxonomy places the organism in Eukaryota, Metazoa, Arthropoda, Insecta, Diptera, Calliphoridae. The record is from RefSeq and is a predicted model, not a curated record. Gene Ontology annotation, biological process: dephosphorylation. The transcript is spliced from 3 exons.
GUUUAGUGCAAUUUGGUUUGUUGGCCAUUUAGUUACUCGGUGGUAAUUAAACCAAAGAACUAAAUAGAAAUGGCUCAUCAGUUUUUAAGUUUUUGUUUAUUUGUGGUACUUGUAGCGGGUUCCGCUUUGGCUAGAGAUCAUGAUCAUCCAUCUGUACGUGCAGCCAAACCUCACCCUCUGAAAUAUGAAGCCGAGCGUAAAACCGAAUUCUGGAUUAAUAAAGCCCAAGAUACGCUGGCACAAAAGUUGGAGCAGACUGAAACGGCAUCUACCAAGAAAGCCAAAAAUAUCAUUAUGUUUUUAGGUGACGGUAUGUCGGUGCACACUGUAACAGCCACUAGAAAUCUUAUGGGUGAUAGUUCGCAACAAGUAUAUUUUGAAAAAUUCCCCUAUUUGGGUCUAUCGAAAACCUAUUGUGUUGAUCGUCAAGUGGCUGAUUCGGCCUGUACGGCUACCGCAUAUUUGGGUGGUGUCAAAGGUAACUACGGUACUAUUGGAGUGAAUGCCAACGUUAAGCGUUACCACUGUACGGAUGGUCAGAAUCCGGCCAAUUGGGUAGACAGUAUUGCUAAAUGGGCUCAAGAUGCCGGCAAAGAUGCUGGUUUGGUUACAACGGCACGAGUAACACAUGCUUCUCCAGCUGGUGUAUAUGCCCAUACUGCUCAACGGGGUUGGGAGAAUGAUGCUGAUAUUAUGUCCGCCAAUUGCAGUCCCAAGGAUAAUGUGGAUAUUGCCCGCCAACUGGUUGAAUGGGAUGUCGGUCGUAAACUUAAGGUUAUAAUGGGUGGCGGUCGCCGCAAUUUCAUUGAUGCCAGCGUCAGAGAUGAAGAAGGUAUACGCGGUGAACGUGCCGAUGGUCGUAAUUUGAUUAACGAAUGGUUGGAAGAUAAACGUAACCAAAAUGUAAAUGCUAGUUAUGCAUGGUCCCGCAAGGGUCUCAACAUGCUGGAUCUAGAUAACACAGAGUAUUUGUUGGGUCUAUUCUCAUCCUCUCACUGCCCCUACCAUGGUGACUUGGCACGUGGACAUAUAGCGUUGGCAAAUCCUUCGUUGAGUGAAAUGACCGAGGCAGCUUUGAAAGUUUUGAAGAAAAACGACAAGGGAUUCUUUUUGUUUGUUGAGGGUGCCCGUAUUGAUAUGGCUCAUCAUGAUACCAGAGCCCGUAAAUCUCUGGAAGAUACUGAGGAGUUUGCAAAGUCGGUGCGUGUGGCACGUGAAAUGUUCUCUGAAGAUGAUACAUUGAUUGUUGUGACCUCAGAUCAUUCGCAUACAAUGACAAUUAAUGGUUAUCCGUUCCGUGAUCAAGACAUUACUGGCUUAGCUAAUGGUCCAGCAGAAGAUAACUUACCCUAUACCAUCCUAUCAUAUGCUAACGGUCCUGGCUACUACUCUACCUACGGACCUAACGGACGUAAGCUAAUAACCACCAAAGAUACUCAAAAUGCUAAAUUUGAGUAUAUGGCUACAGUGCCAUUGGAUUCGGAGACUCAUGGCGGUGAUGAUGUUGGUGUAUUUGCAUCCGGUCCAUAUGCCCAAUAUUUCAGUGGCAAUUAUGAACAGACAAAUAUACCAUCCAUGAUGGCUAAAGCAGCAAAUAUUGGUCCAUUUGCAAAUUAAAUGAAAUAUCUAAAUAUAUAGCUUUUCUUAAUAAAAUAAUAAAUGUCCAUAAUGAUUUUGGGGCCGUCAAAACUAAAA